CGCUGGUUGAAUCUGCCGAAAUUGGAGAUCAGACAGAAAUUUGUGAUUUUUAAACGAACAGGUCGCGAUCGAGACGGCAAAUGUAGGGGUAGCUGUUCCCUUUUUACUGAUUUAAGAUGGGGAAUUAUCGUCAAGGGCGUGUUAGUUUAUGUCAAAUCAUAGCCGUUGUUUUUAUGUGUCGCGUCACAGUGGCUUGUGCGGCAGUUCCCGACGAACUUGAAGGUCUUGCCGGGCACGUUCUUCGGGCUUCAGAAAACAUCCCAGCUAAAGAUGACAAUGGCCUUACAAAAAUUUCGGAUUCCGUGUCCUUUUUGCAGCCGGUGGAGGACGACGUGGUAAGAAUCCUGCAUUUUUUUUAUGUGAUGGUCGAUUUAUAAGCUUACAGAAGAUGCCGAUGUUGCUUAAAACAUACCAGUUAAGCCUAAUUUUUUAUUUAAUGUCACAUGGAAAAUUAAAAAUAUUUUCUCUAACACGUCAUUAUGGACGAUUUGUAGUUAACGGCCCAAAUUGAGCUCACAAAAGAAGAGCUCUUGUUAGUAAAUGCGAGUAAGUAGCUUAUGAGUUAACAAGGGGAGUUUUAUUUGAAUAGCUUCCUUCUUAAUUCUACCAAAGACCGCAUUAAUUGCAGAAAAUGAACUAAUAUAAUCACUAUUAACCAGCUCCAAUUAAACGAAAUCGUUUUGAACGUUAAACAAACAUUGCUAUCUCUGAUGGCACUGUUUUCCGGCCAGUCAACUAGCAUGAUAGUUUUUUCAUGUUGUUUUUCAGUGGUUCAAACGAUGGGUGCUUUCCUAUGGGUUGGUCUCUUGCUUUCCUUGGAAAUAAAAUAAUAUAUUUCUAAAUCACAGUCUGGGCCCAGUUGUUCAAAUGCUGACUAGCGCUAUCCACCAGAUAAAUCACUAUCCAAAAAAGUAUUACAAAAUCAAUUGCGCUAUCUGCUGGAUAGUGAUUUAUCCGGUGGUUAGCGCAAUCCAGCUUUUGAGCAACUAGGGCCUGAUCUAUUGAAUCCACUCUGGACAGGAAUUGGGCUAUUGCAUUUAAUAUCUGUACCCCCAAUUGUGUACCAAUGGAACUCUUUGGGGGUAGGUUAUAAAAAUUGAGGAUUUCUUAAUGGGUAGAGUAAAAAAAUAUGGGAUUAUUUCAGGGGUGAAGCAUUAAUUUUAAUGAAAUUCUUCAGGGGCAGAAACCAUGUUCUUCAGGGGUAGACCCAUAUUCUUCAUGGUUAGACCCAUAUUUUAUGGAAGUUUUUAGGGGUAAAUUCAAUUUUAUUUAAUCUUCAGGGGUAAGAAUAAAAAGUAAGUCGUCAACGAGGGAGUUAUGGCUAUAAAAAUAAAAUUGCAAUAGCCCAUUCUUUGAGUAACUGACUUCAGUGAUCCAAUAGUGGAUCUGGGCAACUUCAGAAUACCUGGCCACAAAUGUACGUGUUAAAUGUACUGCUAUCGCGAUCCACAGUCUGCAGCCAGUAAAAAAAAAAAGGUUGUGUAAAUAGGCAGCAAAUUUGAAAUUGAGUUAGUGUAAAUGUAUUGCUGCCAUGGUCUACAGUACAGUAGUGAAUUUAACAUUGAGUAAGUGUAUAAAUGUACUGCUACUGCGGUCCGCAGUCCCGAAGUCACUGAAUAUUAAGUUUAGUAGUAUGACUGCUUUAUUUUAAACUGGCUCAGUUGGGAUUGGUGGAUUAUUAAGAACAAAGUACAUUUCAUGUAUAAUGUGCUUGCAAGCCCCAGAUAUGUUGAUACCAUUUCCAGGGAUCAUGUUAUGUCCUCUUCCCUUUCCAGUCACCAUCAGCUGUCAGCUGGCAUAUUUAUUUAGCAUUUUAAACAACCACAACAUCUUUAUUAACCCGGUUGCAUUAUCGUUUUCAGGAUGCUGUCUUCCAAGGUUCUAUAUCAAAAGAAACAACAAAAGCAUCUCGCCGGGCAUCAAGUAUCUUUAGCUUUGACUUUUUACAUGGUUUUGUAGCUGCGUUAUCUGUCAUAAUUGUAUCAGAGCUAGGCGACAAAACAUUCUUUAUUGCGGCAAUAAUGUCAAUGAGACAUUCCAGGUUGGUAGUUUUCACUGGAGCCAUGGGAGCACUGGGUCUCAUGACCGUCCUUUCAGCAGUUCUGGGUUUUGCAACAACUGUAAUUCCACGAAAAUACACACUGUAUGUAUCAACGGCUCUGUUUGUCUUUUUCGGUCUUAAAAUGUUAAAGGAAGGAUAUGAAAUGGAUCCCAAUGAAGGGCAGGAGGAAUUAGAAGAAGUUCAAGCGGAACUUAAAAAGAAAGAGGCUGAGGUUAGUAUUGUCACCUGCAUAAAACUGGUAUGGUAACUUAAAUAGUUUUCACUGCCUGGUGCAUUAAUUUUAGCCUGUGCUACUUGCGGGUAGUAUUAAUCACGUAGGGUUUCUGUUUUCUUAAAUUACAAAAUUCAAAUUCAUGAAAUUAUGGGAUUAGUUGGCAUAUUCAGAGAAAACAAGAAGAAAGAGCCCUCUUGCCAAAAAUCGCCCUUUUUAGUGCAAAUUUGUCGUUUAGAUAGAUAUAAGCACCGGUUUGCUCUGAUGACUCCAUACAAAUCCUUCAAAAAUUGGCUUGGAUCAUAAUGGUAACAUUCCCGGCCUAUUUUAGAAGGAUUUAUAUGGAGUCAUCAGAGCAUAACUUUGCUUACCGGUAUAUCUCAUCACCAGUGACAGGCUGAUUUUUCCAAGUAAACAUUUUUCAUCUUGUUCUUUCUGGAUAUGUAAGUAAGUGAGUACAGUCGACUCCUGAUAAUUCGAACCUUCAAGGGAAAUAGACAAAAAGUUCGAGUUAUCGGGAGUUUGAGUCACCAAGGGUAAGAUUAUAUAGAAAAUAAUUCGAAGGGAAAUGAAAAUUGCUUCCAGUUAGCAGGAGGUACGAGUUAUAGAGGGUUCGAGUUACUGGGAGUUGAUUGUAACCUUAUUUAAUCAGGGUAGCCUGUUCAGCAAUGAGGCUGGUAUCCAUAGGGGCUCUGAGAAAUAAAAAAGUAUACUAUUUAAAAAUUCCUUAGGUAUGUACAUGAUAAAAUUAAACAAUAAUACAGUAGAAAAUCAAGCUAGGUCAAUAUAAAGAGUGUGUGCUAAGAGAUAAGGUAAAAUACUCGGUCAGCAUCUUUUUAAAACUAUUUAUUUAUUAUUAUUUACUAUUAUUUUUUUUGGAUAUAUUAUGUUACAUAAAGCUGUCUUUCUUUAUUUUAAGUUGGAAAAAGAGCAAUCUUCAACCAUCACUCAAGAUGUUGAGACUGGUGUUAUCCGAGGUGGAAAAAAGCAUGCAAAGUUUUUUGGUCUACUUUCACCCAUACUACUUCAAGCAUUUACACUGACUUUCCUAGCAGAGUGGGGAGAUAGAUCACAGAUUGCAACUAUCCUGCUUGCAUCAAGAGAGGUAGGUUUUUGAGGGAGUUAAUAUCUGACCUUCCAGGAGAAGAGACAUUCUUGAGAUCUUUCUUAACUUUCUGUCUUUUCAACAUGCAAAGAAAGUAUUGUGUCUGUUGUACUUUAGACUGUUCACAGUCCUCUAUUUUUCUGUAAGAUCAUCGAGGUUGAGCGAUUUGCAUUACAGGCUGCCAUCAUCCAUGAGUGUCAAAACUACUUAGGGGGAGAGGGCGGUUUGGGAGGAGGCAAGAAAAAUAGAGGGACUGUAAUAACAUCACUGCAGCUCGCGUUCAGGAGGCGUGACAGGAAUUUCAUGCCUUUUACCAUUCAUUAAUUAAGAAACUCCGCUGGUGAUGAAAAACAUACCAGACACAUUUAGCAUCGAUUACGCGUGUUUACAAAUAUUUCCUUUCGAAACAGUGAUAUUUUAUAAUGUUCCUGGGCCAUUCCUCGAAAUAAAAUCGGCAAACACACACAAGAAAACAUUUCCCCUCCCCCCCACCCCCUCGGUACAUUUAAAAAUCAAGAUAGCCGUGAUGGUAAGACACGGUAUAUUGAAACGAUUUCACGAAAAAAUAGGGGACUGCGAACAGUCUAGUUGUACUUCAAUUUUGUUCAUGGUAGAAAUUGUCUUUGUACUGUUACAAUAAAACUGGUACAAAAUUAUUGAUCCAGUACAAAAUUUAUUAAAUGGGUCUCAUUAUACCUUUUUAAGAAAUAGUCAUAGUUUACAGAUAUCUAGGGUUAGGGUUCGGGUUUAAGCAUUCAUUUUACUGAUAAGGGUUAAGUACAGUCUUUCAGCACGUGUAGCCCUUUACAUGGUCAGAAGGGUUUGUAGUAGUUAUUAAAGUCAAAAUGUCUUGUUUUACUGACAGAAUGUUGUGGCAGUGAUAAUUGGAGGAACAUUAGGGCAUGGCUUAUGUACUGGUCUUGCUGUUGUUGGAGGAAGAUUAAUUGCCCAAAAAAUAUCUGUCAGAACAGGUAAGUUACCUUUUGAUUUUUUGUUCAAGAUUUUUAUUUUUCUAUUUAUUUGGUUUUUAAACACUUUGCAUAUAUUUAAGGAAAUUCUGAAAGACAAAACAAAACAAAAAAGAAGCAGUAACCAAAGCAGAGAUGAAAGUAAUUAAUGAGAAGCUUAAACAGGAAAACAAAAUUAUUAUUACAAAAGAGAGGUAGUGAGUCAGGUAAUGAAGCAAAAAAAUUUGUUUUGCCUUUUGGAAUCUUUUCAUCUUUGAUAGAAAGCAGGAAACAAAAAAUAAAGGAGAGUUCAUUCAACUAGUUGCCUUGUGUGAAGUGUUUGUUCCACUUCUGAAUUGAUUCUUUGCUGUGAAUUUCGAAGGAAGUUCCCCAAACAUUGAUCUACAUAAAUUUAAAUAAUUAUUAUUUCACUGCACCCAUGUUUGUUAUUAGACUUGCUUUUGAUUCUCUGACACCAAAAAAGACAAGAAAAUAUGUCUAGACCAAUCGGGUAAAAGUAUGAUAUAGUUCAUUUACACGGGCAUAAAAAUACGGCCUGUAAUACUGUUAUUAUGGCUUCAGUUACUAUUACUGUUUCUGUAGUGCUCUUGUAAACUGGCUUAAGUGUCUCCCUUAGGGCAGAUACAGUAGCUGUAUUAGCCCUUUAAGCCCUAAGAGUGAUCAGCAUCAAAUUUCUCCAUGUAAUAUCAAUGCUUUGUAUAACAGUGUGGUCAUGAGAAUUAAAGACAUAUGAUCACACAAGAUGAAUCUUGCUUGAUAUUUUAUUUAAACAUUUCCCCACUACUUCUGUAGGAAAUGAAUAGGGGCAACAAAUGAGAAUUCCAAUUUUUAUCUUAGGGUUUAAAGGGUUAAAUAGUCUAAGGCCACUUCCAGAAAGUUUGAUCAACCCAAAUCCUGGAUUAAAAUUUUAAUCAAUGAUUGCAUUAGGCUGAGGAAUGCCACCACUGGUUUCCCUGCACGAUGACAUCUGAGAAACAAGCCCAGCAUUCCCCUACUGAUGACGCGUCACUAGCCAGAUCUGGGUAGUGCUUCUGAUAGGCUGAAGCAAAUUUCCCAUACAGCAAGACCAAUCAGAAGCACUACCUGGGUCAUCAGUAUGGAAUUUCUGGGCUCAUAUCUCACAUGUCAUUUCGUGGGAAAACCAGUGUUGGUGUCAUAAAAUGUCAGCUGUUUUCUCAGGCUGUGAUUGUAUUUACUAGCCUUAGCAGAGCUGUCAUUAAGGGCUGGGGGCUGGCGAUUUUCCUCCAGCUUCCAUGAAUAUAUUCACCCCCAGCUACGUUCAUAGGAAAAUAGAAAAGAAAUGCAACCAAAAGAAAUCCCUAGCUGUUUGAUCCCCCCCCCUCCCCGCCUACUUGUUGUAUUUGCCUGGCAACUUGAAAUCUUAUUGACAGCCCUGCUUAGACUCAUUUUGGGUUAAUAAAACUGGAUCUUGUGGUAAAGGUGUGGCAAUAUUUGGAAUGUUCCAGUUACAUGCCCUUAGACAAGAAAUCAUUGCUUAAAAAUUAUGUGGCUUAACCUUAGGUGAAUCUUAACCUAAAAGUAACUGGGGCUUGUUCAAAAAUUAAUUUCAUAGAAUGCCAUGAUCUUUGAUGUUGUUCCGUAAUUUAGAAUGUUUUAUUUUAAGACACAAUGAUUUAUUUGUUUAUUUGUUUUUUCUCUUUUUCAGUUACCAUCAUUGGUGGAAUUGUGUUUUUAAUAUUUGCAUUAACAGCAUUCUUCAUUGAGUAAUGAGCCAAAAGUAUUGAGGACUGUACAGAUGAAUGAUACUGCUGCACAAUUUAAAUGAGCCUCCUGUUUCAGGAGGGUUAAAUUUGAUUAUAUUUCCUGGACAAUGUGGAUUUCCUAACCUGAUGGUCUGAUCAGCAUCAGUCAUGUUGACGUUGCUGCAGUCAAAUGCCUACUUAUGUACACCUGCUGUGGAUUGUAAAUGGCCGGAUAAAAGAACAUAAUCCAGAGAAACUUCUGCUGUGUUCAAACACUGCUGGGCAAUGAGUCAUUAAAUUAUCCACACAAUGUUGAAGAUUGCCAACAAAGGCCGAGUAAAGGAGGUCAUUAAGCAAAAGAAACCCUCGUCAAUAGGGACCUUCCUCCAUUUACAAUCCUCUCCUGGGAAUACUGAACAACUAAGUAACUCUAUCUCAUUCAUUUUGCAUCACUGAUGAAAUUCAAGCAAUUUGAACAAAAUGUUCAUUUGUUAUUUAAACAAUGCUUUGAAAAUUGGAAUUUUUUUUUCCUUUUAUGUUUUUUGCCAGAGCAAAAGAACAAUAUUUUUUUCGGUAUAACCAUUAUACACCAUCGCUCAUUGAGGUAUCCCUCUUGGUAUCAGAAAGUAAAAAAGUGUUAUUUAAUUAGCAUUGUGCAAUGAAAUAGGCCCCUGGAUUACUCGGAUACCUGGGACAGAAACCUUUUAAUUAUCACAAAUCUCUGUCAUCUUUUAAGACAAACCAUUUUAGAGGCCACUUCGCCAUAUACUUGAGUACCGGUAUAUGUGGGCUUAGUUGUAUUGAAAGGAGAAUAAGUUAUCUUUUAUGCCAGAAGCAGAUAGUAGUAGAUAUACCUAGUAGAUAGUAUUAAGAGUAACAGAGGUCUCUGUCAAGCCAAACUGAUGAUGAUAGAAUAAAGCUCUAAAUUAUCUGUUUUGAGAGUCAUUCUGCUUUGCUUGUCUCUUAAGCUUAUUUCUACAAUCCAAUUUGAAAAAAAAUGGGGCGUGU
Molecule: messenger RNA, 7057 nt
Organism: Porites lobata
Lineage: Eukaryota; Metazoa; Cnidaria; Anthozoa; Scleractinia; Poritidae
Source: the annotation of a GenBank genome assembly